AAGAAACCUCAACCCCAUUUAAAAGCAAAAAGAAAAAGAAAAAAAAGGACAAUGGAAAAUAUUCUUCCUCAAUUGCAUGUUAGAAAUUUAGGUAGAAGAAGCUCAAGACAUUCAACGAAAUAUCAUGGUGUAAGAAGAAGGCCAUGGGGUAGAUAUGCAGCUGAGAUUAGAAAUCCAAACACAAAACAAAGGCAUUGGCUUGGCACUUUUGAUACUGCUGAAGAAGCUGCUUUGGCUUAUGAUAUUUCUUCUAUUGCUUUUUGUGGUAUUGAAAAUGCACGUACUAAUUUUGUUUACCCAUUCAUGUCUUUUCCUUCACCUUCUUCUCAACCACCACCAUCACCACCACCUCCUCCGCCGACACCACCACCGUCAACACCAGAGUUGGAAGUGGUUGAAAAUGAAGAAGAUGAUAAUGAUAAUGAUGAUGAUGAGUCUCUUGUUAUUGCUUCUAUUUUACAAAGUUUUCGCCAUUCAAACACAUUAGACAAACUAGUUUUUUGAGGAUAUUUUCAACAGUUUUGAAGUUAUUCUUCUUUCUUUUAGCUUAUUUCCCUUUUCUUUUGUGUUAUUUGUCGAGGGUCAACGAAAAAAAGGAGUUAUGCUCUUUUA
This is a messenger RNA of Nicotiana attenuata, 612 nucleotides long. RefSeq names its product ethylene-responsive transcription factor LEP-like. Bases 52 to 504 code for a protein of 150 amino acids. NCBI's taxonomy places the organism in Eukaryota, Viridiplantae, Streptophyta, Magnoliopsida, Solanales, Solanaceae. Gene Ontology annotation, biological process: regulation of DNA-templated transcription. The record is from RefSeq and is a predicted model, not a curated record. Gene Ontology annotation, molecular function: DNA-binding transcription factor activity; DNA binding. The transcript has a single exon.